Molecule: messenger RNA, 1009 nt
Organism: Drosophila subobscura
Lineage: Eukaryota; Metazoa; Arthropoda; Insecta; Diptera; Drosophilidae
Gene: Smug
Product: single-strand selective monofunctional uracil-DNA glycosylase
Exons: 2
Coding region: 37-876 (279 amino acids)
Biological process (GO): base-excision repair
Molecular function (GO): oxidized pyrimidine nucleobase lesion DNA N-glycosylase activity; single-strand selective uracil DNA N-glycosylase activity
Source: RefSeq, a predicted model, not a curated record
UGUUUAAACUUUAAACUGUAAAACGUAAAAAGUGUUAUGUUGAAGCGAAAGCUGGCCCAGCAGACAGCGGGACUGUCUGAGGGGGACCCGAAGAGACCAGUUAUGGGUGCAGACACCACAUCUGCUCUGUUUGCCAAACCCCUGUGGCAGCAGUUCUACGAUAUUGAGUGCAGGUUGAAUGAAGUGCUGUCAACCAGUGACACGCCUGCGACAAUUGAAUGCACAUACAAUCCCGUGGAGUAUGCGUCAUCCCUGCACUGCGCUUAUUUGCGCCGUUUUCUGGAUGCAACGAAGCACAUCAUGUUCAUAGGAAUGAAUCCAGGACCCACUGGUAUGGUGCAAACAGGAAUUCCCUUUGGAAAUGUGCGUACGGUAAGCCAGUUAAUGGAGCUAUCCGGGGAGGUCGGGAGGCCGCCUGUACUUCAUCCUAAGCGACCAGUUGUUGGCUUAGAGUGCACUAAAGAGGAGAUUAGUGGGGUGCGCUUGUGGGAGCUGUUUCUGCGUUUGGCGGGCGGCCGUCUAGACAUAUUUUCACAGCAAUGUUUUGUGCAUAACUUUUGUCCACUUGCCUUCUUCGAUGCUGCCGGACGCAACAUAACACCGAGCGAGCUGAAGGGUCCGUACAAGCAGAAGAUCCGUGACGCUUGCUUGGAUGCCUUGGAGAAGCAGUUGCUGAUUGUGAAGCCCCAGGUGGUAGUGGCUGUGGGCGAUUAUGUCUAUCAAGCAUUGAAGCGCUCGGGCUACUGCAAAACGGUGUCCAUGCUGCGCUUGGCGCAUCCGAGUCCGCGUUCUGUGAACAACACCAAAUGGCCUGAGAAGGCGCAGGAGUUUCUGGAGCAGCAUGGCUUGGUACGUUUCAUGCGCAACGAAGUGUAGGUUUCGCAUUUAAAAUGCAUGUGUAUUUUGUGCAAUUAUCCAUCGAUUAAAUGUAAGAUAUAAACAACCAUAGUAUAGGCAGACCAACAAAUAUGCACAUUCCGUACAAAAUAUUAAUAAUCUAAUAAAUAAG